Molecule: messenger RNA, 2280 nt
Organism: Tribolium madens (black flour beetle)
Lineage: Eukaryota; Metazoa; Arthropoda; Insecta; Coleoptera; Tenebrionidae
Product: zinc finger protein 706-like
Exons: 3
Coding region: 623-856 (77 amino acids)
Source: RefSeq, a predicted model, not a curated record
GUGUUACAGAAUAUGAGUAUUCUGUAAUUAAAAUCAACCAAGAAAAUUGUUAUUUUGUAAUCGUAGAAAAUAUACUAUUCUAGACGCACAGAAUACGAUUGGAACACAAAAUCGCUCUUAUAGACAUUUAUAUAGCCACAGAUAAUCUGACAAAUAUCAAUCGCGGUUAAAAACAUUGUACGCGUCACAAAAAAAUAAUAUCAAUUUUGUCACAAUGAACAAAACAUAAUAUUAAUUUUGCGACAACCGGAUUAUGUUUAUAUUUAAAUUAUAGCGACUAACAUAUCUUUCUAUUCUAUUUAUUAUGUCUAUGAUUCUAGUAGGCGCAUCUCUAGUUUUCGUACGUCAAUGCUCGGUCGAUCUUUCAGAUGUGUUUCAGAUUUCCUGUGUAGCGAGUCAAGUUGACGCUGCAUUGCAGCUGUCAAUUCGAAAAUAAAAAAAUCUGGAAUAUAUUCUCAUCAAUUUGAAGAAAAUUAGAAGAAACUUUUCAUAAAUUGAGCAAUAUUCCGGAUUAAGUUAAGUUUUGUUGUCAGUAAUCGGCAACUGGAUCACCACAUUUCCACUUUUAGAACAUCUACUUUUAUCUCAGAGGUGAAUGUUCUAUUACUUCUAUUAUUAAACAAUGGCAAGGGGACAACAGAAGUUGCAAUCACAAGCUAAAGCACAAGAAAAGGCUGCUAAGGCCAAAAAGCAGCAAGGCCAUAGUGCUACUGACCAGAAAAAGGCAGCCCAGAAGGCUUUAGUGUACGUUUGUACCGUUUGUAAGGCCCAAAUGCCUGACCCCAAAACUUAUAAACAACACUUUGAGAAUAAACAUCCCAAGAGUGAAGUGCCUGCAGAAUUGAAAGACGUAUGAAAUUUUCAAUUCGCGUUUAACACCAUCUGUGUUUCACUGUUAGAGGGACACUUUUUGUUGUUAUGGUUCUUGAGUUACUUCUGCCUUCAUUUCAUUCAUUUGGCUAUUUUUAAAGUUGUUCUCAGUUAAAACUACUAAAUAAGUCUGUUCACCACAAAAUUCUAUGAUUAUUAAAAUAUAUUUUAAAAAUUAAAAUUUCAAGGAUUUUGCUCUGCUUCAAGGUAUAUUCAAAUUAAAACUUUAAACACUGCCCUGUUUUUAAGUUUGUGCUAUAUGUGCCUAUUCAGGACAAAACAAAAUUUGAAAACCUUGUAGUUCUUUUAAAAAAAUAACAUUUAGUUAGCUCUUCAUUUGAAGGACACACAGUUAAUUAAAGUUGUUUCAUUAGCAGCUAAAAAUUGGGGUGUUUUUUUUUGAUUUAGACAAUAAUGCAACAAUCACGACAAAACAAACAGGUGUCAAUAUAAAAAAAAAUCAGAAAAAAAAACACUUAAUUUUUUUUUUAACUAUUUUUAUUAAUUUUAUAUUAUAAUUUCUUAAUCCUUCUCUUUGUGGACUCGGUAGAGGUGGACUAGGUGAACUACCAUCCAUCAUUGAUGACGAUGGCGAAUCAGUGCAAGAAUAAAACAACAAUUACAAAAUUAAAACUAUUGUUUUGUUUGGUAGCUUGGUAGCUGGUAUAUUCUGCAUUGGUAAAAGUGACAUAUACAAAUUUUAAAAUAGAUGGUGUUAGUGAGAGUCUACAGCCCCUCACUUGAACCUCUAUUCGACCCAAAGAGACACCGUUCAAUCACACUUGAGCAUUUUGUAUAACAAAACAUAUUAUUUCUUCAGAUGUGUUGUUUUUUUUCUUCCGUCUGUAAAAAUCUGAAGAGGUCAAUAUUUUUGACCAGACUUACUUGACAAUUGAAAAAUUUGUAUGUAUAAAGAUUACAGCUUUAGAUCUUCUGGUUUUUGGAGUUAAACCUCGGUGAGGAUACCACAAUAAAAAUCUUGCUGUCUACAUUUGAUUUGUCUGAUUUAUUAAUUUUUUUUUUUUCUAAACUCUAAAUCGUAAAGGAACAAACCCAAUUUUUUAGCUGCUAAUUAAAUAACUUUAGUGAACUGUGUUCUCCAUUUAGUUAUUUUUUUAAUACAAACAGGUCACAACGUUGUGAUUUGUCCUGAAGAGUACAAACUUAAAUAAACAAGGCAAAGCUUUUUUAAACAUACCUUAAAACAGGGCAAAAUUCUUGAAUUUUAAUUUUUAAAAUAUAUUCCAACAUUUAUAGGAUAGAUAGAUUUCACACUUAAGAAUCACUUUGUGGUGAACAGACUUUUUGGUAGUGUUAAAUCUUAAUUUGUAUUUAUUGAUGAUCAUGCUGUUAUUCAGAUGGUUUGUAUUUUUUAUUCCUACAUUUGUACUAAUAAACAUGUUUGACCAA